UCCUCCUCCAUUAAUGGCGGUGGUAGAAACUCUUAAUCUUCGUGAACAAGCAGGAAUUGCAGUUUCUGACACUGCUGAGAAUCUUCAUCUUCAUUAUCAUAACCAACCCCUUCAUACACAUCAUCAGCAACAAGUGGAAGCAGCAGUAGUGAAAGAAAUCCGCUAUAGAGGAGUAAGAAGAAGACCAUGGGGUAGAUUUUCUGCUGAGAUACGAGAUCCGUGGAAGAAAGCGCGAAAAUGGUUAGGUACUUUUGAUACAGCUGAAGACGCAGCAAUGGCUUAUGAUGAAGUAGCUAGAAAUCUAAGAGGACCUAAAGCAAAAACUAAUUUUGGAAACGGUAUUAUUAGGUCUAUGCAUCAUCAGCAGCAGCAGCCAUGGAGGGAUAAUAAUCAUCAUCAUUUUGUUAGUACCGGACUGAAUAUGUUUUCUUCACCGGCGACGAGUAGUCCACCACCAGUGAUUAAUAGUAUUUCUUCUGCUGCUUCUUCAGGUGAGGAUUUUAGUACUGGUUAUAGAUUUGAUCAUGCUGUGGAAGUUUCUAUUAGAAAUGAAGAAGAGAUCCAGAAGAAGAAAAAAACUCCAUUGUCAUUUGAUCUUAAUCUUCCUCCUCCUGAUAAUUAUUAUCAUCACGGUGGUGAUGACAUUUUGACCCUCCUUAUGAUAUGAUGAUGGAUAUUGAAACCUCCGACCGGCUACUAUGAUAAGCGGAUGACAGAAUUUCUAUAUUAGGGAGGAUUAUGAUCUCUUUUAAA
Messenger RNA from Papaver somniferum (opium poppy), 753 nucleotides. RefSeq names its product ethylene-responsive transcription factor 12-like. The transcript has a single exon. Gene Ontology annotation, molecular function: DNA-binding transcription factor activity; DNA binding. The record is from RefSeq and is a predicted model, not a curated record. Gene Ontology annotation, biological process: regulation of DNA-templated transcription. The coding region runs from base 14 to 667 and encodes 217 amino acids. Lineage: Eukaryota; Viridiplantae; Streptophyta; Magnoliopsida; Ranunculales; Papaveraceae.